CCGCGGCCUAGUCAUGCGAGCUAGAGCUAGGGGCCUGUGGAAACAUGAAGAGGAUAAACAGCUGUAUGAAGAGUGAUGAACAAGUCCUGGAAGAGCUGGAAACGGAAGGAGAGAGGCAGCUGAAAAGCCUCCUUCAACAUCAGCUUGACACCUCUGUCUCCAUUGAGGAAUGUGUGUCCAAGAAAGAGAGCUUUGCUCCUGGCACCAUGUACAAGCCCUUUGGCAAGGAAGCAGCUGGGACUAUGACUUUGUCCCAGUUCCAGACACUGCAUGAAAAGGACCAGGAAACUGCUUCUCUCAGGGAACUAGGGCUUAGUGAAACAGAAAUCUUGAUCUGGAAGAGCCACGUUUCAGGUGAAAAGAAGAAAAGGCUAAGGGCAACUCCAGAAGCAAUACAGAAUCGCCUCCAAGAUAUUGAAGAAAGGAUCUCAGAGCGUCAACGCAUCCUUUGCCUGCCACAAAGGUUUUCGAAAAGCAAACAACUGACCCGACGAGAAAUGGAAAUAGAAAAGUCUUUAUUUCAGGGAGCUGAUCGACACUCCUUCCUUAAGGCUCUUUAUUACCAAGCACACCACAAAAAGACAAGUGCAGACAAGUACAUGACCUCAAUGAAGAGGAAGAUAAAAUUAGGCACAAAAGAUGAAUCCCAAAAGAAGAACAGAGGUGAUUCCAUAAACAACCUGGAAAAUUUUUACCAAGAGGUGAUAAUGAAAAAACAUCUUGAAGAGUUCCAACUUAUGAGAGGUGAACCCCUUGCUUCCCACUCACUGGUCUCAGCUACAUCAGUGAGUGAUAGUGACACAGCUGAGAACUCAUCAUUACUCCAGGACGAGGGGAAUCAGGCAGCACAGGGUAAAGGUCCCAGUCUCCAUGUGGCAAAAGUUAAUGAUUUUUCACCUGAGCAGUGUUGGACUGGGCCUAAGAAGCUGACAGAGCCAAUAGAAUUUGUCCCAGAAGAUGAAAUCCAGAGAAAUCGUUUGUCCGAGGAAGAGAUCCGAAACAUUCCUAUGUUUUCUUCAUAUAAUCCAGGGGAACCGAACAAGGUGUUAUACCUGAAGAACCUUAGCUCUCGGGUGACAGAUAGAGAUCUUAUAUCAUUAUUCGCCCGCUUCCAGGAGAAGAAAGGACCUCCAAUUGAAUUUCAAAUAAUGACUGGACGAAUGAAGGGACAAGCUUUCAUCACCUUUCCCAAUAAGGAAAUAGCAUGUCAAGCAUUGCAUCAAGUAAAUGGAUAUAACCUGCAUGGGAAAGUAUUGGUGAUAGAAUUUGGAAAGAACAGAAAGCAACAAUUAGAUCUCCAGGCUGCUUCUCUCAUAUCAUCUUCUUCGGAGAGGACAGGCAGUAAUAAAGAAGUCAGUAGUUAUGUAUAAUCAGUGUAUGUAUAUAUACAUAUGCACAUAUUCUAGCUGGAUGAUCUUUUUGGCAUGAGAAUCUUGAUUCUGGAAUUUAUGUAUAGAUAGAAAUAUCCUUAGAGUUGAAAGGGAAAAAUUGGAGAGCUAGAAAGAAAAUGCAUUUCAGCUUUUGAAGAGAAUUGGUAGGAAAUGUUUUCUACAAUCAAAUAUUAUAUAGGAUAUGCAAUAUCCUUAGUAUUAAGGGCAAUACACAGAAUAUUAUUUUCACAAGACAUAGGAUUAUUUCUGAGGAUUUAAAGAAAAUCGUACCAUUCCCCAAGAGAUAACAUUCUUUCCAGAACUGCUUUCUACCUGUAAAACUUAAAAACUAAUUAAAUGUUAAAAUAUUCAUUUACUGAAACACAAUAAUCUCUAAUUUUAUCCAACUAAUUAAUGAAAGACCUAAAUAUUAACAAGUGCUGUUAUAUCAAAACUAUAAGCAGUAGGUAAUUUUAUAGGUGAGUUGCCAUGUUUAAUGAAUACUUCUCCACUUAAGUUCUCAGAGCCUUCAAAAAGCUGUAUAUUUUUCUAAUGAAAUCUUUUAGAUCAAAAUAUUGAUGUUUUCAUGGCCAUUUAAAGCUAGAUACCAUUGAACAAGCCUUGAUUCAAAGCAAUAAACAUUAGGCAAAUGUCUAAUACAUGUUAAAUAUUAAAUAAGGGAAUUUUAGAAGGGGCCAUACUUGCAAAGAAUACUAAAGGGUCAUGGAAAGAAAAUUUUCUAAAAGAGAGACAGCCUAUCUAAAAUCCUGUACUUGUUUGUUUAUGAUUGCUCAAAACUAGAAAGACAGUAUGGUAUAUG
Dipodomys ordii (Ord's kangaroo rat) is the source of this 2190-nucleotide messenger RNA. It is a transcript of the gene Rbm41, whose product is annotated as RNA binding motif protein 41. The coding region runs from base 45 to 1370 and encodes 441 amino acids. Gene Ontology annotation, biological process: mRNA splicing, via spliceosome. Gene Ontology annotation, molecular function: U12 snRNA binding; pre-mRNA intronic binding. NCBI's taxonomy places the organism in Eukaryota, Metazoa, Chordata, Mammalia, Rodentia, Heteromyidae. Gene Ontology annotation, cellular component: U12-type spliceosomal complex. The transcript is spliced from 8 exons. The record is from RefSeq and is a predicted model, not a curated record.